CAAUUAUUUUGCAAGUAGCUCAAAAUAAAUAAAUGAAAUGAAAUAAAAUAGCAGACCCGGCUAACCGCGUACCUGGGACGGGUUCCAAGUGCCCGGACACGACUUCAAUUGACGAGGCAGUAAAUUAAAAUUUAAAUUUAUGCCAUUCGCCAGUGGAAACUGCUGCCAGAAAGGCCGCACGGAGCCAAGUCGGUGUCCCGAAAACGGAGAGACAGGGCACAAUUAGGUGCAGCUCAAGGUGCGCCCCAGAAGGCUUUCAGGUGGUGAGUAGACGUGGCCGAGUGACCAACGUCCGGCGGUGGGGAUGGGGCGCGGUAUCGGCCAUGUCAUCACUUCUAUUGUCAUCAUCUCGCGUCAUCUUUCUGUCAAAAAUGUAUUUAUUUAUUUGUGCAUUGCAAAUGCAUUGCCGAGCCCUGAGUGAAUCGUCAUCGCGGCCACUCGCGGUGCUCACCUGCCAACAGGUGUUGUUUGAGCCCUCGCAGACGCGUUUUGACCCAAUUAGUUGUGGCCGGUUACAAUGUAAGCGCAAAGUUUAUGGCUCGUAAAUGUCGUCUGUGGCCUGUUUUAAUCAUGUUGCAUUUAAAACGGUCGACACUAAGUCGUAUACGUAAUGCAUUCGACCACAUAAUUAGCAUAUGCAUUUUUUCAAGCUAAACUUUUUAAAAAUUUUAUAAAGAUUCUGGCAACAUGCGUCUAGAUAUUGAGAUCUCAAAAUAUUUCAUUUUUCUAGUACUCUUAGCACCUGGAAAACAAUGUUUUUAAAUUAAGGUAAGUUACUUUCACAUUUUACAACCGCAAUUUUUGAAGUAGGUACCUUUCUAUUUUUUCUUAGAGGAUAUGUGCUCUGUUUUUUAUCAGUGCAAUUUCCUGUUAAUGUGUGAACCCGCAACUCGUUUCACACAAUUUCAACCGCAAAUUACAGGGCGAUUUUCGUGUACGAUUCGAGAUACUGCCAUUCUACACUAAUUAUAACUGUGAAGUUGUAAAUCCACCAAAAACAAGGAAGACCAGCGGAAACCACCCAGAUCCGCUUGCGAUACAAAGACAUCCUCGACCGCCAAAAGGGGGCCAUAAAUGGCAAUCAACAGACAAUCAAUGGGUUAAACCCUUUUUGCUUUAUGAUCCGAAAACAAUUUAAGCUUUUAUUUGUUUUUGAUGCCACCACAACAAGUAAUCAGAAGCCGCCAACCUGUCUUCCAAAUGGUAGCAAAUCAAAUUGGCCAACAGCAAAGCAGGGCUUACCUGCCUGCACCGACCUGGAGCGUGGAGCUAAGUGCAAUGAGCAUACAUCAUGGCCAGAAGUUGCAUUUGGACACUGGCCGAGUACGAGUGCAAUUGAUGGAUCACCGAAAACCGACUGCCCGCAAUCGUUGCUGCUGCAGUUGCUGUUUCUGCUGCGGCAGUUACUGCAGCACUUGCAGUGGGACCAGCGCCAAAUGAGUUGAGAAGCAGUUGCGUAAAACGAAACCAGCGAUAAUGAUCAUGCCAAGCGCAGAACGCGUUAAAGAUUUCAACGUCGUCAUCAGCAGCAAACAGAAGCGGCUCGCUACAGUGGGCACUCGCUGGAAGCAUCCUCUCACCGACCAACACAGAAAUGAUGAAGUCGGGUAUAAAAUUCACAAUCCCAUAAAGCCUUAGUUAAAUUAAAAAAAUUACUUUUAUUUGAGCUAAGUGCUUGCAAAAUAAGAACAUACUAAAAAUUAAAAAUAGAUAAACCUUUUGCAAAAUAUCUUA
Drosophila simulans is the source of this 1734-nucleotide messenger RNA. RefSeq lists its product as uncharacterized. Lineage: Eukaryota; Metazoa; Arthropoda; Insecta; Diptera; Drosophilidae. The coding region runs from base 1119 to 1445 and encodes 108 amino acids. The transcript has a single exon. The record is from RefSeq and is a predicted model, not a curated record.